GAAUUUUAUAUUGCACAAUUACUUUAAAAAAAACCAAACCCAACCAAAAAAAAAUUCUCUCAGAAUUGGUCACUGUGAAUUUUUAUGGGAAUAAUAUUGAAGGAAGUGAUUUAUCAUGUACCAUUUAUUUCCUGAGGGGCAGGGAAAUACAUAUGCUAUUAAGCAGGCAAGGAAGAGUUAGCAGAUAUCUUUGCAAGAGCACAGUCAAACAAGAGCCACCAAAUCAAGUCUGUGUUAUUUCUAUAUGUAGAUAGAGUUCUUUUGCAGUAAUGUUUGGGGGGGCUUAUGUAGAUAAAGAAAAUACAUAACAGUAUCACAAAGCUUUAAGUAGCAUCAAAUCACAUGCUUAGAUUGCAGUAUCUUUCCUAGACCAAUGUGGGAAAUGUGAAUAUCCAUUGCAGUAAGGAGAACAUCAAUGGAACAUUUUAAUUGCUAUUCAUUACACUCUUCUUCAGUAUUCUGUACUUAACCAUGUGUGUAUAUAAUUAAUACUUGAGAAUCUGGCAAGUGCUUUGAAAGUGUCAUCUCCUUCUAUUGAUGUUGCACCUCUGACCUGCCAUUGUUUUGAGCUAAUAUGGUCCAGGCUGUGAUGGUGGUAGUUCAUUUUUUUGGUGUCUGGACUCGUGUUCUAAGGCAGCGAGAACAAGCCAAAUGCAUCUGAAUCUAGUGGCAGGAGGACUGGGCUGUCACUAUCAGAUUCAUACUAUUUUACAGAAUUACUGUUGUACUGAUGGUUUUGAACCAUAAAUACUACCUUUUGGAGUGAUUUAUUAGGAAAUUUCCAGUGAAAUGAAAUCAGAAAAAUAGCCUAAAUAUUUUUCUUUCAUUCACUGUUGCUUACUUAAUGCCAAAUUGAGUAUAUAUUCACCCCAUAUAUUUUUGAUGUGCAUAUAUAUUGCAUUUGACUAUUUACAGUGGUGUACAUUGUGGGACAAAUAUAUUUUCACAAUAAUAAAUUCACUGAUAACAUACAUUCUUACUUAUGCCAAGAUUCCAUCUUUGACAUACCUUUCACAAACAGUUCCAAAAUGGGCUUGUCACUCAAAUAUUGCAAGCACUACUGUGCAUCAUGGAGAAUUUACAGUAGUGUGGUACUUGUAACUUUGUGUUUUUAUCCAGACAAAUUGGUCUUAAUAUUAAAAUUUAUUAAGAAAAAGCCUUUGUGCUGUUUCUUACCACUGUUAUUUCACAAGAAAAAAGAGAAUCAGGCCAGUCAUGCAAUGUGAUCUGUAGCUGUUUUGAUGUAGCUUACAUUAUCUGUAUUCUCUCUUUGUUACGGAGAACUGGUUUCAAAUGCAACUGUUAUGCUGGCAGGCAUGAAGUUUGUUUCCAAAACUGUCCAUUGUGGACUUCAGAAAAAUCUCAUCUCCUUACCUCCUUAUUUUUACACGUUUUGGGAAAGAAUAUGGAGGUUGUAUAGAACAAGAAUUAAAUAACAGUACUUUUUUAUUGUUUUAAAUUUCAAUGGUUUGCCUUAUUGUGCCCUGAGUAGUCCUCUGGCAUAGAAACAUGAUAGUAAGCAUGUAAGUUAAGUGGCUGUUACUGAGACAGCUGAUGAGAUCUGUACCAGUGGCUUCCAUCUGCGCUAGAGUAAUACAGCAUGCUGUGGGCUUAUAUUACUCUUCAAGUGGAAAAGACUCUGUGUUUGUGUGUGUUUGUGUGUGUGUGUGUGUGUUUGUGUGUGUGUGUGUGUGUGUGUGUGUGCACGCGCGCAUGCGCGCUCUUUUACCCCAGUUCGGGCUGACCUUGGAUCUUGAAUGGAGGGGUUGGAGGUCCUUGUGCCUGAACAGAAACCGACCAUGCCUCUUCCAGAAACCAUGUUUUGUGCUCAGCAGAUCAAAAUCCCCCCAGAGCUACCUGACAUUCUGAAGCAAUUUACUAAAGCUGCUAUUAGGACUCAACCUCAUGAUGUUUUGCAGUGGGCAGCUGCGUAUUUUUCAGCCUUGUCAAAGGGGGAGCCCCUUCCUGUGAAGGAGAGGAUUGAAAUUCCUUCAGCAACAGGGGAAAUAGAAGGUGGUUUGACUCCUGGACUCCUCAAAGUCUUGCACAAAAAGCUUUCUCCCAAAGGCACGAUAACUGUUACAGAGCUAAAGGAAAAAUGGAAGCACUUGUGUUUGCCAGAAGAGCAGCUGAAAUCUAUCCUGCAACUGGACAAUUUUGGCGAGGAGGUGGAAUGGAUGAAGAUUCUGGCACUUGGGUGCAGCGUGCUCGGUGGGUCCUUACUGAGUUCAAUGAAACAUGCCUGCGAAAUCUUAACAAGCGAGCCAGAAGGUGGAGCAGCUCCGAUUCCCUUUGAAACAUUCUCGUUCCUUUAUUUGUAUUUGGCCAGUAUUGAUGGAGAGAUACCAGAGGAUGAAACUGAAGCAUUCCUCCACAAAAUUAAGGAAGAAGCGGACAAACAAUCUGGCAUGGUGCUGAUCAGACACUUUCUGCCACCGACCUUCAUAUUUUAUUAAUCAACCCUACUGUUCAGUAUGAGAGUCUGAAGGGAAAAAAAACAACUUGUAAAAUGGUAAGCUCUCAUUAAAUGUAGUCAUGUCCUCUGCUAAUGAAAGAAAGUAAGCUACUUUAAGACAGUUUUAUUCCCAUGUUGCUUUAAUCAAAGCCUUGUCAUGCAGUGCAGAGAGGCAGUUAGUUUAGGAUGAACGACAUCACAGUGUAAUGAAGCCAGCUUUGAUAGAAGCAAUCAUAGCCAUCCAUGCACUUAUCUAAAAGCAUUUACUCAUACAUGCUAGGGACGGUGCAGCAUUUCUUCUGCACAACAGCCCGAGUCUUUGCUUAAACAUAGGUCCUACACACCUACGGUCCUGUAAAUAUAUCCUUGUUGAUGGUAUUAGAAGGUGUGGCCUAGAUUUGUUUUCUUUUGCUUAAAAAUAUGUCCAGAAAUACUGAAGAGCAACAGCAGUUUUGAAGCACCUACCAUAGAAAAGCUAGUCAACUCACUGUGUUUGUAUGUGUAUGCACAUUAGUGAAACAAAUAAUCCUACUUACUAAGUUCCAGUGCGAACUAGAGCAGAAAUUAGCAUUAGACAUGACAAGCACACUUAGCUGUGGAUGAGGGACAUACUGUCCCAUUUAACCAUGUUGAUGGAGUAAAAUAGUCUGUUACAGUAGUGAAUUAGUCCUGCAACACACUGUUGGAAGUGCCACCUUUCAGAUGUGAGAUUUCAGAUUCUGAAGUCUGGAUCACAGUUUGUGGUCUCACAGUAUGUUUUGUUUAGUGUUAGUAGCCUCAUGCACUGACUUGACAUACGGCACAUGAGGUUAACCUAGCUUGUUUACUGGACUAGACUUCUUGUUCUCUGCACAAAAUUCUCACAGACAGUGGUUGUGGCUGCCUGAUUCAGAAGCAGGAGUCAGCUGUCCCUAUUUAUGCUCACCUCUCUCUUUUUCUGCGAGAGUCUCUGUCUUUGCCUCUUUCGCGACUCCUUCUUCGUUUACUUGGACUCCUGCUGGUGUCUCUCCUGUGUCUUGUGCAUUCAGUAUCCUUACUGCUUUCCCCAGAUUGCCGUGAGUCCACUGAAGCUGACCGCCUGU
This is a messenger RNA of Pseudopipra pipra, 3537 nucleotides long. It is a transcript of the gene ROPN1L, whose product is annotated as rhophilin associated tail protein 1 like. NCBI's taxonomy places the organism in Eukaryota, Metazoa, Chordata, Aves, Passeriformes, Pipridae. The record is from RefSeq and is a predicted model, not a curated record. The transcript is spliced from 7 exons. Bases 1758 to 2456 code for a protein of 232 amino acids.